Messenger RNA from Coregonus clupeaformis (lake whitefish), 3987 nucleotides. Its product is annotated as ubiquitin-associated protein 1. The record is from RefSeq and is a predicted model, not a curated record. Gene Ontology annotation, molecular function: ubiquitin binding. NCBI's taxonomy places the organism in Eukaryota, Metazoa, Chordata, Actinopteri, Salmoniformes, Salmonidae. Gene Ontology annotation, cellular component: ESCRT I complex. Gene Ontology annotation, biological process: ubiquitin-dependent protein catabolic process via the multivesicular body sorting pathway. The coding region runs from base 178 to 1497 and encodes 439 amino acids. The transcript has 7 exons.
ACAGGAACCAUAGGAAGGAAGGCGAAUAAAUCAAGAUGGCGUCCCACUAUGAGGCAGGAAAGAGAUUUCGAUUCCAAUAACAUUUAUUUUAAUAUACAGUUUAAAUAAGGUGUCUUUGCGGGGAAGUGUACAUACGUUUUUGGAGAGGCAAGACGGAGCAGAUACUACUGACUCUAAAUGGCUGCGAGGAAGUCUGAUACCCACAACAAUGGACCCAUCAGCUACCUUGAUGACGUUCCCUUUAAAAUCAACAAUAAGUUCCGCUGCCCUGCCAAAGUGGGCCUUCCUGUUGGCUUCUGCCUGCCUGACUGUGGCUCUGUGCUCGCAGACCUGCAGUAUGACUUCUCCCUGGAGAGGCGGAGUGUGCGCUGGGGGGUGGAGCUGGCCGAGGCCAGGGCAGCGGAGGUCCGAGCUGGAGAGACGGCCAGGACGGAGCUGGAGAGCAGGGAGCACUCGCCCCCCGCCCAGGACCCUGACGGAGGAUUGGCCGGCGGGGGGAAGAGGCCCCGCCCCGCCGAGGAGCAGGACGCUCUCCCGCCUGCAAUGAACCCGCUGAUGGCCGCCCUGCGCCACAACGCUAUCCUCACCCCGCUGCCCGCCCCCGCCAGGCAGAACGCUCCUAGCAUCCCUGAGCCACAGUACCUUAACCUGGCUGACUUUGAGCGCGAGGAGGACCCCUUUGACAAGCUGGAGCUCAAGACACUGGACGAUAGGGAGGAGCUGCGCAACAUCCUCCAGAGCCAGCAGCAGUCUGAGGAACCCCAGCCCGAGCCGGCAUCACGAGGCAGCACCCCUCCACCCCAGCUCUCCGCCACCAGCCUUCCGGCCAAAACGGCCUUUGCCCACAAACCCAACGGACUGGUGGCGCUACUGGACAUGGACACAGUGGGGGGUAUGGCCCAGGGACAGACAAUGGAUCCCGACCGGCCCUGCAACAUCCGCUCGCUCACCUUCCCCAAGCUGUCGGACCCCGGGGACUUGUCAUGUGACUCCUACUCUCCAGCCCCUGUACCACCUAGCCUAUCCAACGGCAGCCCACCGGCACCCCAGCAGAAGACAGAGGAGCCACCCAGGCACACCCAACAUGGGGCACCAAAUCAGAUAAAUGCAGGUCCUCCCCCUCUCUCGUGCGGAGCGGCGCUGCUCAACUUGUCCCCCAGUGGGCGGCAAUGUGUGGAGACCGUCGUGGCCAUGGGCUACACCUACGAAGGGGUCCUGCGGGCCAUGCAGAGGCAAGGCCAGAAUGUGGAGCAGGUGCUGGAGUACCUGUUUACUCAUGCGCGUCUUUGUGAGCGGGGAUUUGAGCCCAGUGCCGUAGAGGAGUGCUUAGAGAUGUACCAGUGCUCUGAAGAGAAGUCCUUAGAGUUCCUGUCGUUGAUGACGCGGUUUGGCGAGAUGGGCUUUGAAAGGGACACCAUCAAGGAGGUGCUGCUGGUGCACAACAAUGACCAGGAAAAGGCUCUGGAGGACCUCAUGUCCCGCGCCACAGCCAGCUGAGCCCCCCCAACCAUCCACCCACAUGCUCCUUGCUGGCUUCCUCCCAGUACUACCCUCCCACCCCACACACCCACAAUCCCCCCCAUGUUCCAAAGGUGUUACAGCACAGAGGGGAGAACUCCCACCCAACGCAGCUCAUGACUUCCACUCAUGAUCCCACUCUGUUCCACUCUCACACAGUGACUCCAAGCGAGCAUACGCGUACACUUCCACGUCUAUUCUUCUGUUCUUAGAGUGUGGGGCAGGGGUAAAUGGAAGAAUAUGAGCACCUGCGAAUUGAGGGGGUUGGUUUGUGCUGACCACACCAGGGAACCUUGCCUGUUUUACUUUUCCUAGCUUGUCAAUCAACGUGUGUGCACUGUGAUGGUUGGAAAGGUGGUGUGAACUUCCCAAAGGAGCGUAGAGGAGGUGACCCAAUGCUGGACAGCACUUUGAUGAGUGUCUGACUCUGUGGGUGGGGACAAUGGACCCAGAACUGGGAGGAACCACUAGCCAGGCUCUACUUUCUACAGAUGCGCAGUUAACACUGACGCUCCCGGCUAACUAAGCUGCCAUCUUCCGCUGCCCAGCGUAGGCCUACAAAAUGGUAGAGGGGAGGGGACGCCAAGCGUGACUAACUGACCGACUGACGGCCAGAACCUAAAAACACAACUGGCAUCAUCGCAGAACAGUGAACUGACUCCAAGAAGUGCCCCCUCUGUUCCCGCGACUGGCGUUCACCGAUCUCCCUCUGUCAUAUUUUCUCUGCUGUCGUUUUGCUUGUUAAUUUGUCAUUCUUUUUUCCUGAGUCCUUGUAUAGAGAUCCUCUUUCUUUGCUUUCUGUUUUAGGAACUGCAUUAACAGACCCUUAAAAAAAUAUAUAUAUAUAUAUAUAACUGCUACUACUGCCCGUUGGCUCAUCUUGCACUGGAACGGACCAGUGGAGAAGAGGUGGUCAUUUAUUUAGCAGGAAACAUCAUGUCCAAACGCAUACAAACACUCACUGGCACAGAGAAGUGUGACAAACUGCACAGACACACACACCUUACCAACAUAGAUAUUGACUUAUUUAAAAUUACAUUGACAUUUAAUAAUAAAGAGAUCAAUGUGAUAAAAAAUGUGAACCUUGUAUGAGAAGCAAGCACUAUGAUGCAAGUGGUGCUUUGAAACGGUCCCUAUUGGUUUUGAUUCAGACUGAAUCAGAAAAAUAAUGGAAAUGUUUAGGUUGUUUUGCAACCAAACCUUUUGUGCAAUAUGCUUUAUGAUAUGUGACUGACUGGCAUCUUUUUGAGACCCAGUGAGCUUUUGGGUCUGAGCAAUGAGCAACUCCCAAAAUGACGGAUUGCCUUUGCUGGUGACACGCUCACUAGAGGAGGAAAUCUGAAGAAAACAUUUGAUUUCAUUGUUUGUCAUUUACUCUCCUCAUUAUUGAAGUUCAGGCUCCGCUAUCAACUAUGAUUGUGGUGUUUGUCUGACUCGUGGUCACACACAUUCAUGCUGAUCUGAAUGUGUUUUCGCCUCUGCCUGGUGUCAUGCAUAGGAGUCGAACUGGCAAAUCUUCCAAGAACGGGUCAGAAGAUCAAACAGCUUGUCAGUUAGAUAUUAACCAAAUUUGUUAGGGUGAUAUUUUAUUUUCUAAUUGUACUACAUAUGUUUUCAACUCUCAUUGACCCUUUUAUUUUGACUACUGACCUGUGUGAGUCUACAGGUAUUUUUGAAGUGCGAUGAUGAUGCUCUUAAUCUUGUGUGCAAAAAUGUCCUCUCCCAACCAACCAGCCAGUUGAUUCACGCUUCAUGAUUACUGUAAUGGCCAAUGUCUUUAUAAUACAACAGUCUUGAUCUCUCUCUGGUAAUCAAGGGGAUCUCAUGUGACACAUUACAACAUUUAAGAGUUGAAUUUAAGAUUAAGGGCUGAAAAGUUUAAUGCAAUACAUGGGAACAUGACUGAAAAUUGGCACUAAGCUCCGAGGUUGUACCUAGUUCUACCAUCUGAAGACGUGAACGAACGAUUGUUACGAACGAUUUACAAAAUCACAUAGGCCUACUAUUGUAAGAAGAAUCUGUUAUUGGGAGCAUACUGUCUGUAGAGUUUGAUCUUUGUAUUGAUAAUAUGUUGCCAAUAUGUGUGUGAGUGACAGAGGAGAGCAGACAGAAGGGGCUUUCUGGCUUAAGACACUGGACCCUACGACGUUAACAGAGCGCUUUGUACACCAAAAUGUCAGUCGGAACCGGUCCAGAACUACUCAAAGUCCUCUAAAUGGGUGUCUUAACAUCUGAGAUAAAAACACCCCAGAUUCCAUUAUGCAUUAGGAUAGCGUCUAAACGCGAGGCCACCUCCAGACCAACAUGUUGCCUCCUGAUAACUGGUACAUUUCCUUUCAACACGACUGGCGUUCCUGGUAGCUCCUGAAAUGUGAUUUUAAAAAUGUAAGUUUCCUCCUGAAUCAUUUGGCAGUUCUUCAAUGUGAUUAAACUUACACAUCUUUUCAAUGGUGUGGCUGUUACUAUUUA